UAUUAUUUUUAUUUCUUUCAAAAACCUUUUAUUUUUUUUUCCAACAAAAUUUCAUUGCUUUGUUUAAAAUGCCUCGCAAAAGUUUCAUUCCUCCCGUUGAUCCCUGGGAACGCAAAAAACUCACCGACAUUCACAAAAGAAACAUAAAAAACGCACGCAGUCUUAUUGAUCUAAAACCGCCCAAACUAUUUGCCUGCACUUACCUAAGAGUUCCCAAAUUAAAAGAUGAUUUUAUAGCCACCAAAAGGAUACUUAAGGAGAACAUUCAGCUCUUAACCAAACUCAACUAUAUACAAAGAAAUCACGGCUUCACCGAAAACAUUAAUAAAUGUGUCUCCAUCAAGUCCAGUCAUCUUAUCCGAUUGACUAAACGUUUGCAUGAAAUUGAAAAAGAUAAUUGUAAAUUGGGCAAGAGAAUAUUAAAAGCCAAGUCAUCGGUCGAUACUAGGAGAGGACUGGAGGAAUUAAGAGUCCAAAGAAAACAUAAUCAUACCAAAUCUAGCAUAUCACAGGCCACACUACAGGAAUACAGGGACGUUAUAAAUUUGCAAGAACCCAGCUUAAUAGGAAAGCUCUUGAGGCCAAAAGUCUUUAUAGACCUCUAUGUCAAAAAUGUAAGACCUCUAGGACGCAUAGUUAUACAACUAUACACAGAAGCUUGUCCUGAAUUUGUAUUGGAAUUUAUGCGUCUGUGUUCUUAUCGCAACUUGGACAUGUUGAAAGUUAUACGCAUAUUUCCUUUGCUAUGGUUGGAGGCAGAACUUUCUGUGCCAGAUGAUGUUCUUAGCUGUCCCGGUUUCAUGUAUAACAUGCACUGCUUAGAUCAUGGACAGGGUUCUGGUGUUCUAUCGUUUGCAAAAUCUUAUCUAAAUGGUUUUCCUCCUGGUCUAUUGAAUUUCUCUAUUAGCUUCAAGGCAUUGUCUGUAUUGAAUGGCGAGAGAGUGCCAUUUGGUGUCAUAUGCCAGGGCCUGAAGGUUUUGUAUUGUCUGCAGGACUAUGGCACGAAAAAUGGUAAAACUAAAAAGGAUAUUGUGAUUGCUAAUUGUGGUGUGAGUUAGUGAGAGUUAGAAGACAAUUGCUAUCUUUUAAAUUUUAAAUUUUGUUCAUGGAGUUUUGUAGUAGAGCUAUAAAGGACUUUAAAUAAUAAA
Molecule: messenger RNA, 1148 nt
Organism: Calliphora vicina (urban bluebottle blowfly)
Lineage: Eukaryota; Metazoa; Arthropoda; Insecta; Diptera; Calliphoridae
Exons: 1
Coding region: 69-1058 (329 amino acids)
Biological process (GO): protein peptidyl-prolyl isomerization
Molecular function (GO): peptidyl-prolyl cis-trans isomerase activity
Source: RefSeq, a predicted model, not a curated record